Molecule: messenger RNA, 3746 nt
Organism: Maylandia zebra (zebra mbuna)
Lineage: Eukaryota; Metazoa; Chordata; Actinopteri; Cichliformes; Cichlidae
Biological process (GO): regulation of transcription by RNA polymerase II
Cellular component (GO): nucleus
Molecular function (GO): DNA-binding transcription factor activity, RNA polymerase II-specific; sequence-specific DNA binding
Source: RefSeq, a predicted model, not a curated record
AGCAUGAGCAGAAAUACCAACAGUGAUGCAAAGAUUCCCCACGGAAGCCUGAAUCCACCUUUGUAUAACGUUGGGAUGCUAGCAUUAAUUAGCAUAUGUCUGUGUGAUGCUCCCUGUGGAUCAAGCAGCUUGCACACCUAGCAUGCUAGCAUAAGUUGAUAACUCCACCCUCACUUCGGGCUCCAAGAUCCAGCUCGGUGACGGAGGCGAGGCUUCAAAGGGCGGAGCUCACCGGCAACAGUAGCCUGUGGCCAUCUUUUAUAUACAGUGUGUGCUGCGGCUCCACUAAAUGCAUAAGGUCACAGAGUUUAGGAUUCACAUUAAUUAAUAAUGGUGCUUUUGUGUGCUGGAACACGUCUAUGAGCAGCUGCAGCAGAUGCUGAGGCUGGUCCCGGGUCAGCUGCAGGCUGCAGUCUGAUGUUUGGGAAUGACUGAUGUUAUUUUCUCACAGCCAAAAUGGCGUGACUGACUGCAAGGGCGCGAGCGUGGGCCAAGACAUGUGGGCGGGAAAAUGCUGCUGCGCCUCUACUCGGGUCUUUCCGGCCUCCUCCGGAGCGGCUGAACACGCGCGACUCACAGAGCAGCAGCAACCGCAGCAGCAGCGCCGAAGAGCCGCUGGAGGAGCUCCGCGACCCGCCGCCGAUUUUAACCCAGAUUUCCGUCGGGAACUCGGGAAGGCGGUGGGCUGGGGGCUCGGGCACAGAAGAAUGAGAGAGCCCUCUCACCGCAGGGCGCGCAAACAUGAACGGGGCCGUGUAUAUGUCGUUCUUCCAGGGCCAGCUGGAGUCCGUGCUCGAGCAGGUCGUUCAGCUCGCUGUCCAGGAAAUAAGCAAGACGGUGGGCUCCAGCCUGAAUGGCCUCCUGCUGGAGACGGCCGUGAAGGAGCAGGAAAACCGCCGGCUCGGGCUCCAGCUCCAGGCGCGGGAGAAACGGGGCCGAGCCUCCGCUUCAGACGACGGAGGAGGAGGAGGCUCCCCGGUGGCUGGUAAGAACAAAGCCGGGGAGAGGGCGGAUAGCGGGCGGGCGAAACCCGAGCAGCAGCCCGGGGGACAGGGCACGGGGCCUGGCGUGCCCACCGACACACGCCGUCUGGAGCAGAGAGGACGAGUCGUGGACCAGCUGAAGUCCGUCAUGGAGCACGUCCUGGACUUCGCCGUGCGUGAGCUGACGAAGAUCGUGGAGGCGUCAUUCGACGACCUGCUUCUGGAGAUCACCAAGAUGGAGCGAGAGCAGCAGCUGCUGGAGAAGAGGCUGGGAAAGGGCGCUGAACGAGGAGGCGGGGACAAAGGGAAAGGCGGCGGUAGGGGGAGGAGGGGCUCAGAGAACGACUCUGUGUCCCCGAGCGGCUCAGAAGACGCCCGUGAGGAGGUCGCUGUGGUCACUGCGUCCAAAGAGACGCCGCAGACACACGUCCCGGAGCGUCCCCCCGUCCUGUCUGUCUCUCAGGACUGGGUUCCCAUCCUGGACAAAGUCUUCGGUCAGAAGUGGUGCAGCGACGUCUGGAACGUCAAAGAGGUUGGCGGGGGUGGAGGAGGAGGAAGUGGGCGGGGGUUAGGAGAGAGUGUGACUCAUAUUGUCCCCGCCCCCACCCCGGCAGUGACCCUGGAGCCCUCCCCCUCCUCCCCACAGCAGGACCCCCGCUGGACUCCUUUGGAGGACAUGGAGGUGUUUUCUCCCGAUGAAGAUGAAGCUGCGGGCAGUCUGAUAAGCGCUGCCGCCGCUGUCAGACCUCCACCCGGACCUCCACCCGGACCCCCCCUCAGCCCCACAUGUCAACGGUCCUCAGCCUCCAUGCUUCAUCGCCUCCUCACGCUCCCCUCCCAGCUGCUUGAUGAGGAUGAGGAAGCCACCGCCAAGGAGACGCUCGGCUGUCUGGCGUUUGACGGCUCCAUCAGGCCGCAAGACGCCGUCGAGCCGCCUGCUCAGACUGGCAGAGAGGAGGAGGAGGAGGAGGGAGAGGAGGAAGACGAGGAGGAUAAAGGGAUGAAGCGGAAGCGGCGGCGGGUUUGGUCUGAGUGCGAGGAGUGCGGCCGCAGGUUCAGCCGGAUAGCCCUCCUGAAGGCUCACCGCCAGACUCACAGCGCUGGAAACGCCGCCACAUCAUCGCCUUCAUCGCCGCCCGCCGGAGCUGCCUCGCCACUCCGCUGCUCCGACUGCGGCAAAAGGUUCUCCUCGGCAACACGUCUCCACAGCCACAUCCGGACUCAGCAUCACAGCGACCAAUCCUGAUCUGGGACCAGACGGUACGCAGGCGAGAGCAGCAGGACGUUUUAUUCUGUUACACAGACAGUUUGGAAGGCCACAGGAAGUAACUGCAAAACUGACCUCUAAUCAGAGCGGCCUGCUCUCAUUGGUACCCCCGGAGCAGGAUCCCGGGUUCUGAACGAUCCGGCUCAGCGACAGGAAACGUUAGAGCGAAAACGUUCUGCCAAAGUUUUUUUUUUUUCUAACUUUGAUGUUUGUUUCUUCAAAUAUUUAAAAUUCCUGAAAGUUUUCAGGUCUCUAACUUUUUUAUUUCUCAACCAGAAAAACUUUAGACAAAACAGAACACAGUCGCGGGCUGCGUCUGAAGUUCGUUUCGAUUAUUUUCAGAUUAUUUUUUUAAUUCAGUAAUUUUUCUGAAAUUUGAGCUCAAAACAGAAAGAAAUCUAAAAUUGUCACGUUUACUAACAUUUGGUCUGGAACAAACCGCUGAAACUGUUUGAUUUCAGUUUGACAGGAAGACGAGCGAGGAAAAAUCUGACAUUUAUUUGAAGUUUAUUAGAACAAUUUCAAAAUUAAAGCCUCAAAUUCAGGAGGAAGAUCGGUGUAAAGUCUGCAUGUCUUUGGGUUUAUACGGAGGCCAAUUCGCACAUUUGAGAACCUGGAAACGUUUUUUGGAGGUGACUCGACAGCGUGAAUCUGAACCAGUGCAGAAACUUUUGAGGCGGAGGAGGUCAAAGGUCAGGGGUAACUGAGGGAAAACACGCACACAUCCUCCUCCUGUAAAUUGUAGGCUUGUUUUGGCUUCUUUGCUCACUGCCUGCUGGUUUGUGUCUGUGCGGCGUGCACACGUUUUCUACUCGUUUGGUUUUGAAGUGCCCUUUUUUAGGUUUCUCUUUGGAUUAUCGUCGAGUCCAUGUCUGUGGUUUUAUCAGCGUUCCUCGAUCAACUCCGAGGACGAAAACACACAGGGAAGGAACAACUUCCUGUCCAUCGGAGGGGUCUUCAGUUCCAAUGCGAAGCUCAGCGGUGAGCUCCUUCCUCCUUCCAUCUCACCAACACAAAAUGUGUCACACUUGCAGAAUUUCUUUGUUUUCUCAUAUUUUGUUGUUCAGACAUAAUUGAACUCCAUGAAGCUACGAGUCGCCUCAGCGUUAGCAUUUUACCCACAGCUCAGACUGGUUAAACCAGCUGAGCUCACAGCAGUCAUAUUAUGGGGUGAGGUGAAGCUAGCAGCUACAGCCGCCUGUGUCACCAACCACCUAUCUGAGGCCACGCCCCUAAUAAUGCAACCUUUAAACAGGUGAGUUGUGAAAACAUUCUGCCCCGUACAGGAAAUGAUCCACAGAGACCAAUGUGUUUAUUUUAACAUGGGAGUCUAGGGGGGCUGACUCACUGCUGCCUCUGCUGGGCGUCAGAGGAACUGCAGUCAGUUUUUAUCAUGAAGGCUGGAUUAUGAGAUUGAAACUUUGACUUAUGGUAAAUGGUAAAUGGCCUGUAUUUAUAUAGCGCUUUUACUAGUCCCUAAGGACCCCAAAGCGCUU